Aspergillus calidoustus is the source of this 849-nucleotide messenger RNA. NCBI's taxonomy places the organism in Eukaryota, Fungi, Ascomycota, Eurotiomycetes, Eurotiales, Aspergillaceae. The record is from the annotation of a GenBank genome assembly.
AUGGCGGCCGAACAACGAAAGCUGCUUGAGCAGCUAAUGGGAGCGGACCAGCUUGUAGGACUCGGGGCACCCUCUCGCAACGCUCAACUCUCUAUCACGGACCCGAAAGUUUGUCGCUCAUACCUCGUUGGAACCUGUCCGCACGAUCUCUUCACGAAUACGAAGCAGGACCUUGGCCCUUGUCCAAAGGUGCAUAGCGAAGGAUUGAAGGCAGAGUACGAAAGCGCGUCUCCGUCGGAGAAGGCGAAAUGGGGGUUCGAUUACGAUUACAUGCGAGAUAUGCAAAAAUAUAUCGAUGACUGUGACCGGAGAAUUGAAUCUGCCCAGCGACGUCUGGAGAAGACACCGGAUGAAAUCCGACAGACGAAUAACCUGCUCAAACAAAUUUCCGACCUAACGAAGACCAUCAACACCGGUCUUCUCGAAGUCUCCGUACUCGGCGAAACAGGCUCCGUCGCGCAAGCCCUGAACGAACUCCACAAGAUCCGCACCGCAAAGCACCAAAAGGAGACAUGCGAGCGGGAGCUCAAGAACCUCCAGGAUACAUCCGGUCCCUCGGGACACCAAAAACUUCAAGUGUGCGACGUCUGCGGAGCGUACCUUAGUCGGCUGGACAACGACCGCCGCCUGGCGGACCAUUUCUUCGGAAAGAUGCACAUGGGAUACUCAGAUAUGCGCAAGGGCUUCAAGAAGCUGAGCGAGGAACUCAAGGGACGGCCUCCGCCUAUUCGUCACCACGACGAGGAGGAUGGCGGUGGCUGGGGAGGUCGAUCUGGUGGUGGACGGGGACCACGGUAUGGUGGUGGUGGAGGUGGUGGUGGUUAUAAGAAACGGAGCGGGCGGUGGUGA